AUGGCUGAUGAAUCUCCUAGGAUAGAUCAAAGUUAUGCCAGAAAGGCCAAAGAUACAUUGGCAGGAUUCGCUGGUGGUGCCAUUCAAGUAUUGAUUGGUCAGCCAUUUGACUUGGUCAAAGUGCGGAUGCAGACUGGACAGUUUCAUUCGCCGUAUGAAGUAAUUGCGAAUACGUUGAAAAAUGAAGGAAUCACCGCAUUCUACAAGGGAACUUUAGCUCCUCUAUUCGGAGUCGGUGCUUGCGUUUCCAUUCAGUUUUAUGGAUUCCAUGAAGCCAGAAGGCAGAUAUUAAAAAGACACACCACCGAAAAGGAUUUAACGUUACCGCAGUUUUACCUUGCGGGUGCCUUUGCAGGUGUGGUAAAUACGCCAGUGACAGCCCCGGUGGAACAGAUCCGGAUUCUAUUGCAGGUGCAAACAGAUAACAAGAACAAGAUGUACAAGGGGCCUAAAAAUGCCAUCGCCAAAAUCACCAAAGAGGCAGGGGUGUUUAAUGGUAUCUACAGGGGAGUGUGGGUUACUCUACUUAGAGAGGCCCAGGCUUAUGGUAUGUGGUUUCUCAGUUACGAGUAUAUGAUGAGGGAGGCUAUGAGAAUACAGCAUAAGGACAGAAAAGAAAUCAGCACUCCAUGGUUGCUCACAUUUGGUGCCAUUGCCGGUGAUGUUUUAUGGAUGAGCUCUUAUCCCUUGGAUGUGAUCAAAUCAAGGAUUCAAGGAGAUAAGUUUGGCGCCAGCUCCAAAUAUAACGGUAAGGUUAUUAAAGUCGUCAAUGACAUCAUGGUCAAAGAUGGGUUAAAAGGUUUCUGGAAGGGCAUUGGCCCAACUCUACUCAGGGCUAUUCCGUGUAGUGCAGCCACUUUCACCACCGUCGAGUAUGUGUUGAGAUUGUUAGCUUAG
Brettanomyces nanus is the source of this 897-nucleotide messenger RNA. RefSeq lists its product as uncharacterized. The record is from RefSeq and is a predicted model, not a curated record. Bases 1 to 897 code for a protein of 298 amino acids. Lineage: Eukaryota; Fungi; Ascomycota; Pichiomycetes; Pichiales; Pichiaceae. Gene Ontology annotation, biological process: mitochondrial L-ornithine transmembrane transport. Gene Ontology annotation, molecular function: L-ornithine transmembrane transporter activity. The transcript is spliced from 2 exons.